GGCAAGUAUAAUCCUUCAGACUGUCCGACCCGGCCCCCAGCAAGUGUGAUGAAUACUAACAAUAUUGCUAUUGGAGUCCAACUUGCUGAAGAACAAAAUUUUAAGUUCGAUGCAAGGUCUAUUGAUGUGACGUCUACAGUAGCAACGGCUCAAAAGGCGGAUCCGACUAUUUGUGGAUUAUAUGAGAAGGUGAAGAAGGGUGCUACUCUGCAGAAACCCGAAAAUCGGGGUUUGUGUAUCGGUCAGAGUAACAAAUUGUUAUGUAGACGUACGUUACUCUGGACUACUGAUCAGGAUGAGCAAGUUGUUGAUGUUGGUGGUGAAAGGAUAGUAAUACCCGAGUCUGAUCAUCAACUACAGGACUACUUGGUUCGAAGGUAUCAUGUUCAUGGAGGCAUUGCUCAAAACUUGAGGAGACUUACCGCUAAGUUCGUGUUCAGAGGUCUGAAGGGUCAAUGCAAGCAGUUCAAUCAGCAAUGUCUCAUUUGUGAUAAAAUGCGAAGAGAUGCAGGAGCUCGCAAAGCAAUAGGUAGUGCUCCUUUGUGA
Perkinsus marinus ATCC 50983 is the source of this 546-nucleotide messenger RNA. RefSeq lists its product as hypothetical. The transcript has a single exon. NCBI's taxonomy places the organism in Eukaryota, Perkinsozoa, Perkinsida, Perkinsidae. The annotation marks the transcript as partial. The record is from RefSeq and is a predicted model, not a curated record.